AUGAUAGAUUACAUCAAGCUAUAUCAAGAUAAAGAAUACACCAACCCGAAAAAGCUACUAGUACAGAUAAUCCUAUUACAGCUAUUCUACUAUCUAUCAGCAAUAAUCAUCUUUUACGGCGUGUCGCUACUCAACGGCUACGAAUUUUCCAUAGAUUGGGUAUUCAAAUGGCAACUCGUGUCAUUUGAAAAUGCAAUGGGACUAACUUUAUUCACGAUGUGGCUAUUUGACUCAUUGACCUGUGUGCUUUUCGUCACGAUUGUUGUUGGAAGAUCGAAAUUAGCGUGGGAUUUUGCCAUCACCGUCCACAUUAUAAACUUGAUCAUAACGUGGGUCUAUGUUGGUGAUUUCCCCACGAGUCUAUUGUGGUGGUUCUUGCAAGUGUUGAGCGCGUUUUUGUUGGUCACGUUGAGUACGUAUAGUACACGGUGGAAAGAGUUGAGGACUACUUUUUUCAGUGACAUGUUGGAGCCGCGGCUGAACGAGGUCCAAUCUGUCGAAAUGAGUGAUUUGAAUAAUGAUAAAUGA
Messenger RNA from Lodderomyces beijingensis, 528 nucleotides. The record is from the annotation of a GenBank genome assembly. Lineage: Eukaryota; Fungi; Ascomycota; Pichiomycetes; Serinales; Debaryomycetaceae.